GAGUUGUGGGAAGGGGAAAAGCCCAAAUGUGAGUGGUGGAAGUGGGCUAGCUUUAGUAGGAAUUGGGCCCAAGACUUGAAGGUAACCCUAGCAUCAUGUGUGUGUUUUUUUGGUGGGACUGGUAUAUAUAAAGAAAGUGGGAUAAAUUGGGGGUAGGGUUUUGGAGAGCAAGGGGGAAGAAGAAGAUGCCGGCAGGUCACGGGCUUAGAAGUAGGACGAGGGAUCUGUUUGCUCGUCCAUUCAGGAAGAAGGGUUACAUCCCUCUCACAGUUUAUCUCAGAACCUACAAGAUUGGGGAUUACGUGGAUAUCAAGGUGAACGGCGCCAUUCACAAGGGCAUGCCCCACAAGUUCUAUCAUGGCCGCACCGGCAAGGUCUGGAACGUCACCAAGCGUGCCAUAGGCGUUGAAGUCAACAAACAGGUUGGGAAUAGGAUUAUUAGGAAAAGGAUCCAUGUGCGGGUGGAACAUGUUCAACCAUCAAGGUGCAGGGAAGAAUUUAAACUGAGGAAAAUUCGGAACGAUGAGUCGAAAGCCGAGGCAAAAAAGCGUGGGGAGAAGAUCAGCACAAAAAGACAGCCAGAAGGACCCAAGCCUGGUUUCAUGGUGGAGGGUGCCACCCUAGAAACAGUUACACCAAUCCCAUAUGAUGUGGUGAAUGACCUCAAGGGCGGAUACUGAUUCAUGUCUUGCUUUGAAUUAAUUUUAUGGUUUCCCUUGUUAUUAAGACUGUUAUGCUACUCUAGAAGGCUGUUUCCUGUUAUGCUACUAUGAUUUUAGCAUAUGGUGUGAUGAUUUCUUGUGAUACACUUAUGCUCUUUAGGCCUUUCCUUUUUCCUCUAAUUUUUGUAUGAUAUAGCAUACUGGUCACGGCUUACAUUGCA
Vitis vinifera (wine grape) is the source of this 883-nucleotide messenger RNA. RefSeq names its product 60S ribosomal protein L21-1-like. Gene Ontology annotation, cellular component: ribosome; cytosolic large ribosomal subunit. The transcript is spliced from 2 exons. Gene Ontology annotation, biological process: translation. Gene Ontology annotation, molecular function: structural constituent of ribosome. The coding region runs from base 186 to 680 and encodes 164 amino acids. NCBI's taxonomy places the organism in Eukaryota, Viridiplantae, Streptophyta, Magnoliopsida, Vitales, Vitaceae. The record is from RefSeq and is a predicted model, not a curated record.